Molecule: messenger RNA, 1740 nt
Organism: Osmerus eperlanus (European smelt)
Lineage: Eukaryota; Metazoa; Chordata; Actinopteri; Osmeriformes; Osmeridae
Product: syntaxin-11-like
Exons: 2
Coding region: 236-1135 (299 amino acids)
Biological process (GO): exocytosis; intracellular protein transport; synaptic vesicle fusion to presynaptic active zone membrane
Cellular component (GO): synaptic vesicle; presynaptic active zone membrane; SNARE complex
Molecular function (GO): SNARE binding; SNAP receptor activity
Source: RefSeq, a predicted model, not a curated record
UGACGGCAUUAGAAUGAUAAAUCUCUGUUUCCUUAUUACACCCACACAUACACCAUGCCUACUACACAUGCAAUGUCGGAGUGUGUCUAGCGGAAUUAACCCUCGGUUGACCUCAAAAGUACGUCUAUUCCGCACUGCAUGCUCAUCGUUGGCCAAAUCAUUCUGGAGGUUUAUCGAACAUGGUUAUUGCGAAGGUUACAUUUUGCGACGCAGGUGACAAGAAAGGAAUGGCAGGAUGAGGGACAGGCUAGAACACAUGAAGUCAAUUGGUGAGGAUCUGGAUGACUGUGACCUGAAUGAACCUGACUUGAGAGACCCUGACUAUGACGUGGUCACGGUCGAUAUCUGCCAGGAGGCUGUGGUGUUCGACAGCUCCUCCAUGGACGGUGUCUUAGGGGAGGCACACUCUAUACGCCAGGAGAUCUCCUUGCUCCAGGAGGAGGUAGAGCUUCUGGUCCAACACAAUGAGCAGGUGAGCACUGCGGUGAACGACCUCACCGCGCUCAAGCAGGACUCUAACUCCAUCGCCCAGAGGAUCCAGAAGCGUGGGGAGGCCCUCUACACCAGGCUCCAGCACCUGGGGCAGCUGAGCCAACAGCUGGAAGAAAAAGAGGGCCCCUACGCCGCUGUAAGUCGCAUCGCCCGCUCCCAGCAUGCCACCCUCACCAGGGCCUUCCAUGUCACCGUGUCUGAGUACAACCUGGCGGAAGAGAACCAGAAGGAGGUGUGCCGUGGGCGCCUCCAGAGACAGGCAUCCAUCUUGGGGAAAAAGGUGACAGGGGAACAGCUGGACCAACUGGUGGAAAGAGGGGGCGAGGGCUGGGUGGAGCUGUCCCAAAGCCUGCAGACAGACGGCCGAUCGUCCAAUUAUGCUCUGUCUGAGAUCAAGGGCCGGCAUGAGGAGCUGAUUGACCUGGAGGCUAGGCUAACUGAGGUGCGUGACCUGUUCCUGCAGAUGGCUAUGCUCGUCGAAGAGCAAGGCUGCCGGAUAAAUAGCAUUGAGGCUAAUGUGUGUGGCACAGAGGAGUACCUUGCAACGGUCAACGUGCACAUCAAGAAGGCCCUGGAGUACAAGAGCAAGAGCUGCUGCUGGCAAUUCUGUUCAUGUUUUUCACGAUGGAGACGCCGUCCCUAGUUUUUAGUAAUGGACUAUAACAAUUCAAAUUGAACUUACCAACUAACAGAUUGAGUUUAAAUGGAAAGCCAAGAGAUAAACCCCUGAACAUUUGUGUGGGUGUUUCUGUGGGUGUGGGUAGGUGUUUAGUAACAUUAUAUCAGGGGGUAUGAUGAAACCAAAUGACAGCUUGAAGAGUAUGCAAAAUUAUGAAUGUAGAAUGUAGCCUAUGUGAGCUAGUAUGAAAUACCUGCCAUGUAAGGGAUAGAAAUAGGGCUUAAUAAAAUAUAAAUAAAUGAAGGAGUUUGUGUUAUCUGAUCAAAAGGUUUCUUUACAACGUUUACAUUUUCAUGAAACUCCUGAACUAAGUGUCAUACAAUCUAGUUUCAUUGUUUGCAAUAGCCUUGUUUCACUUUCAUGAAGGGAAAUCAAAUCUCUUGUAGCCUGUGUCCAUAAGUUUACAUUUUGUGAACAUACAUAUUUAUUUCUGUCUCUUUUCCCUUCCCUAUUUUCAAUUCAUUAAAAAUAAAUGUUUUUACCUGACUCUUACCUGACAAAACUUGCUUGGUUGUGACAAUCAAUGUAAUAAUUUGGCUGAUUAUGAUCAUCAAUAAAAAUAUAUAUUU